Messenger RNA from Gryllus bimaculatus (two-spotted cricket), 5036 nucleotides. NCBI's taxonomy places the organism in Eukaryota, Metazoa, Arthropoda, Insecta, Orthoptera, Gryllidae. The record is from the annotation of a GenBank genome assembly.
AUGUGUUGGGAUAGUAAGGUGAUCCCUAAGUCAAAGAAGCCAUUGCUGACUCCAAUAAAUUGUGCAGUACAAGUCAUUCCCUGGUUACUGAGUGACAGCAAUUUCAUAAAAUCUACAUCACAGAAUUUAGACCCACAGAAAACAGUUUUCGUGGGUGCUUUGCAUGGUAUGCUAAACGCAGAGGGUCUAGCAAAAAUUAUGAACGAUUUAUUUGAUGGAGUUGUGUAUGCAGGAAUUGAUACUGAUAAAUAUAAGUAUCCUAUUGGUUCAGGUCGAGUUACUUUUAACAACUCGCGUUCAUAUUUGAGAGCUGUUGCAGCUGCUUUUAUUGAAAUAAAAACAAUGAAGUUUACAAAAAAGGUUCAAGUCGAUCCUUACUUAGAAGAUUCUUUGUGUUCAGCUUGCAAUGUUCAACAAGGUCCUUAUUUUUGUCGUGAACUGGUGUGCUUCCGUUACUACUGCCACAGCUGCUGGCAUUGGCAUCAUUCGCUAGAUUCUAUGCAAAGUCAUAAACCUAUGAUGAGGAAUGCUAAAGGUGUUGGCAACAGUGGAAGUGGCAGUGGUGGUCUUAUGUUGGUUUCAAAUCAUAGCAGGUCUGGCAAUUAGAUCUGACACCUUUAUUCUCCCUCCUGCCAUGAUUCUGCUAAUGCUACCACUUCCAUCAGCACUGUACUGCUGUUGCUGACGUAAUGUUUAACUCUUUAGCAAUUGCAAUCAGCAUUGCAGUUUCCAUUUUAUAAAUGAAAAAUUGUGAUUAUUUAUCAACAUAAAGGCAGGGCAAAGGCAUAGUUGCAGACUUGAAUCUUAAUUGUAUCCAUGUUUGUACUUCUGUGCCAAUUUUUUUUUAUUUUUAAUGCUGAAAGACUGAAAAUGUGUGACAAACGUCAUUUGAAAGAGAUCUUCACCAAAGUAUUUAUUCUUCUCAGCACCUUUAUGCACUGAGAUUGCCUUUGACAAAGGUUGUACAAGACUAGUGAUUAAAAGUUACGCCUCCUUGAUUCUAAUGGAGAAACGGUGAUAAGAAAUCUAGGUUUUACAUGUAUUAUAUAAAAAAUUUAAUUUGAAAAUGCAACAGUCAGAGUUGGUUCUUAGCUCUUAGUACAUAAAUUAUUUUUAGUCAUUGCGUGUUGUUUUUAAUUGCAAAAUGGAGAUGCUCCAGUGCAGUAAAGGUGUAAUACUUCUUGUCUGUGGAUGGUGCUUGACAAGUGUAAUUGCUGAUGCAAGAACACUUCUCAUCCUCUUAAAACAUACUUUGGUGAUAUGACCAACAUAACUUAAGACAUUGGUGCUAGUGUACGUGUAAGAAGUUCUGUUGUACUAUGCUUGUAUAAUCAUGUUCCUGUAAUCUUAAAGUUUUAUGUAGUAUUGAAUUUUCUGUGAUCUUCUGCAGCUGUUUUAACUUGAGGCAGAAAACAGGGUAGGAGGGAGUCUAGUCUCACUGGGCCAUGUUAAAUCAUUAGAUUUUUAAAAUCAGUUUUAUUUUAUGUUUGGGGAGGCAUUCUAAAGUUGCUUUAUCUCCCCAGUACGUUGAUCUGCCCAAUAGAAGGCUUCUAAGUGUUCUGAUGAUCAGUAUUGUAGCCAUUAUGUUUUCUUUUUAUUUUGUUUUUCUCUCAAGGUUUGAGAGUUUCUUUAUCAAGAAUUUUCGAUGUGAAAACUAUAGUAUAUAUAUAGUUCCUACUCGUAAACCAAAGAACCAUUUGGUUUGCAUUAUUUAUUUUCUCCGGAGUAUUGAUGGUUUCUGUGGUUUGUGUGAAACAUUUAUCAAAUAUGUUUUUAUAAAUUACACACUUUUAUGAUUUAGGUGUUCAUCCUACCUAUAUUUUAGACAUAGUAUUGUUUUAUCAAGUCACUCCACUCAUGAUGACGAAAUGGAUAUGUUUAAAGGACUAAAGAGAUUCUUGGAAAAUAUUGAGAGAUUGGUGCAAUUAAAAGCUUUAUUUGAUUACAUUAUUUCAUUUAUGAAUAUAUUAUGUAUUUAUCUUUUUGUAUAUGUAUGUUUAUAUAAGAAACAUCCUGAACCUUGCCCCUAACCCGUUUUUUCUUGUGAAUUCUGGUAUUUUGGUGAAAGUUGAUAUGCACAAGCACCACUUUUUACAAUGCACUUUUAAUCAAAUACAGUUGAAUCUUAAUUGAGGAUGCCUUACAAUAGAAAUCAAGUCAUUGUUCUUGAAAUUAUACAGAAGCUUGAAAAUGAAGUAAGAUGUCUGUUGAAUAAUGGUUGUAGAUACCAGGAAAAAGUUAUGUUUGUCAUAACAAUAAAUAUUUAUAAUGUGUAUUGUAAACUGAUACUGGAGAACCAUUACUACUUUAGAUUUUAAUUUAUGUAAUAAAAAUAAUCAUAUUGUAACGCAGUAAAUUGUGGAGAGAAUCUUACAAGGGUUUUGGAUAUAAUAGUAUUUCAUGAAAUGUUUCUCCUUGCAAGUUGAAACUUACUUUUUUAGGGGUUCUAAUAAAAGGGAUAGUUUUUGACUGGCCUUAAUAAAGUUAUUUUAGACGUGUAUAGCACUCAAGAACAGGGUACAACCAGUUUUUAUUUGUUUCAUUCCUAAUGAACAUUUAAUUUCUUUUUUAUAUUUUUAAUUUUUGUGUUGACUUGUAGUCAUUUUUAGCAUUAGUGUCUUUUAAGUGCAUCUAAGCUAGUUUUCAAGCAAGUAGCUUGAAAAGGUUUCUUUUGUGUUAAAAAGAUUGGUUUAUUUGGGCUAGAACGUUAUAUUUGUAUUUAUUGUUCAAUGUCUAGUACUUUUAGUUCUGAAAAUAUCUGAAGUUAUUAGUGCACAUUAUGAUAAUGUACACACUAUUUUAUUGUUUUAAAUCUUAUUUUGCUAUUUUUCCAACUUACAAAAUUUCAGGCUUCACCAUUUCAUAAUAUAUCCCAAAUCCAUUAGAGUACCUUGUAAUGUUUGUAUGUUAAAUAGGCUAAAAGUUCAGUCAAUUAACAUUCUUUAAAUUUCUCAUUGAUAAACUAUGCAGGAAAUGAAUUUUACAUUUGUGAUAAAAUUUAGAACAUUGCAAUAUGCCUUUAACCAGUGUUUUUAGAGGCCUCUGUAUCUCAGGGCAUAAUUGUAAAAAAACAAACAAAAAAAAUGAAAAUUAGUGAAAAUUUUAAUAGUAAAUAUCUUAUUUAUUGAAAAUCAGGUUAUUGCAAAGUUCCUUUUGCAAGUUUGAUUUCAUUGAAGGUCAUACCAGAGAGACUGAAGUAUUUACAUGGGGAUUACAUUUUACAUAAACGUAUCAUUUUUUUGUGCAAUUCAUAGAAAAAGAGGGUUGGUUGGCAUUUGUGGAGAGAAGUGGAAAAUUUUUAACUUGUUUAAAUGUUGUUGGUUUAUAUUUAUUGCAUUUAAAGUUAGCAUGAUGUGUAAGAUAUCUUAAAGCACUACUUUGCUUUAUUUUCAAUGGUUCUUUAAGGUGGCAUUGAAAAUAAGUGAAAUGACAACCUUUGACAAUAUUGGCAAAGAGCAAACUCUAAAAAAAAUCAUAUUUCAUGCUUCAAAGAUAUUAAGUUGGCAGUGCCUUGCUCUGUCAUGUAACUAUGAUGUGUACCUUUUUUUUUUUUUUUUCUUCAGGGAAGUGCCUUCAGUGAUGUAUACACUGUAGAGAAAAAAUAAAAUACUGUUUAAUUAUUUGCACUCAUCGUGAAGGGGAAAAUGUUAACAAUUUUAUAGAUAUUUGUUGGUUGCUGUUAAGGAUCAAUAGUAAAUAUUAUUUUUCAUUCAUUUUUUGUUGAGUAGUUUCAGAAAGCUUAUGAAAAUGGAUUGAAGGCAAUGUAAGAUUAGCAUAGAUGGAUAAAUUGGACUUCGUCCUAUGUCCUACACCAUUCAUAGCACUAGUUGACAGCCUUAUGACUCAACUUGUCUAGCCAAUGAUGUUAUGCAUGUAUUUCUCUUGAUAGUCAAUGACAGCUCUGCUGCAGGGAGUCAUUAAUAUUACAUUAUGGAAUUCUGAAUGUUUUGGUUGCAAAAUACUAUAUGCUGCUUAAGAGUGUGUGUGUGUGUACUAUGAGCGGUGAUAAUGAUGUGUUUAGACUAUUUUAUGGUGCAACCUGAUAUUAGCUUUACCAUUGAAAAUGGCAUGUUUUAGAUCCAAAAAAGUGUAAAACUGCAACACUUGUAUUUAUAACUUAAGAGGGAGGAAAGAAUCAUGAUACAUUUUAGUUACAUUGUGUACAUUCUUUCUUACUAUAGCAUGUGACUAUUCUAAAGUCUAUCUGGUUUUUAACUUAGCAAAUUAUUGACUAUGAGUAAAAGUACAUUCUUCUAUUGAAACAAAAAAUCUUAUAUGAGAGUUUAUGAUUUCUCAUAAGAGUAGGUGUGUGGAAGGCGGAGUUGAAUUUUAAGAUUUCUCAGAUAUUAACCCUGCCAAAAUAAAACCUGUAUUAUCAUUAUAUUAAUUCAUAAACAGUAACUGUAAUUUUGUCUUCUUAGCAAUCUGCCACUUCAACCUUUUAAUACCUACUAGCAUGACAUUUUAAAUGAUUUAGAUAUGACCAAAAUAUAUUGUUCUACAUAUAUUUGGUAAACUUUUAAUACCAGAGGUGCCACCUCCACUAUUUUCAACUUUCUGAUGGGGCCACGUAUAAUUACAUAUUAACAGUGAUGUGAUGUGAAAGCAAACCAUUUUUUUCUUUUUCUUGAUUUUAGUAGUAUUUAUAUUCCGUUCAUUAGCUAUUAUAUUAUUCAGUAAUGAAAAUUAUGAUUUUCACUGUUUGCUAUUUGGUAGAAUUAGCUGGGAAUGGCACCCUUUUUGAGGCUGAGGACUGUCUCCUGUUGAGAGAAGAUGGUGCUGAAAAACUUGAGGAUCACAAUUUUUGAAAAUAUUGAACAAUUCAGUAUUUUAAUAUUGAAGUGGAAUUGUGUACAAUUGGUCAGCAGUUUACUACUCGCUAUUAUGAGUAUGAGAAUGUUCUCCCUCUACAUUUGAAGCACAUUUUAACAUUUGAAUUGUAUGUUUUAAUUAUGUAAUGAUAAUAAAAGACUGUGAUGUAUUACAACUCUAAAAACUUGUUGCAUUUCUCCUGAAAGAACCUACUAAACACAAUC